Messenger RNA from Recurvomyces mirabilis, 267 nucleotides. RefSeq lists its product as uncharacterized. NCBI's taxonomy places the organism in Eukaryota, Fungi, Ascomycota, Dothideomycetes, Mycosphaerellales, Teratosphaeriaceae. The transcript is spliced from 2 exons. Bases 1 to 267 code for a protein of 88 amino acids. The record is from RefSeq and is a predicted model, not a curated record.
AUGAAGGUCACAGAGAUGUUGUCAGAUUUGACAACGCUGUACAUCGCAGAUCCUAAAUCUGCACUUGCAUUAGUCAACGCACAAAGGAGUGGCGGCGAUCCUACUGCUGAAGCGGGCACGACUCUACAAGAAGAUGAUGCCGACCUCAAACGAGCCAAGGAUCUUGUGGAACUGCAUGCUGAAGUCAAGGUGGCGCACGCCGAUGGCACUGAUGAACAGCUAGAAGAUGCUCGACAUGCCGUGGCUAUGGUCUUGCGAGAUCUAUGA